AUGCAGUUCAUGUCGAUGCGUUACCCCCAUCCGGAAACCAUCAGGGAGCUGGGAAUAGAGGAGGAUGUAAACGAUAUUCUCUACUACACCGAGCUCGGAGAGUUCACGAAGCUAGCCCUCUCGGCGUACAGAGAACCAGCGAUAGAGUUUCUCGCAUCCUUGAAGCUCAAGAAGCAUCCUCAAGAAGCAGUCGCUGAGCUCAAGAGAGAUGGGAUCGGAUACAUCACCUUCACGCUCUUGGGACAAGAGCAUCUGUUCAGCAUGUUGAAGAUGGAGACCAUUUACAAGUUAGAAGAGGAUCGGGGCCUUGACACCAAGAUGUAUGUGCCAGCAACAGAGCUCCAUGCCCUUUGGAGGAUGAUAAGCUCAAGAUUCUAUCAGAUUUCCAAGAACAAGAGCGGUCACAUCAAGAACCCAGCCAUACGCUACGCUCACAAGAAGCUUGAAACUCUGGAUGACGGGGAAGAAAUAAAAGGAGACUUGAGGCAGACAAGCAAAGCAGUUGUGAUGGUGAACUCCUUCAUGCAUGUCAUGAGGAAUGCUGAGCUGUCCUAUGAACAAGGCAAGAUCAAGGAGGCACACUUAGUGAUUGGCAGCCUGAUCACUCCGAUCCUCCUUGCCACAAAAGUCAAGCUCCCUGCUCCUUCUCACCCGCCUACGUUUAUGGACCUCGCCUAUCUGAACAAGACUUGGUUUCUGCGUGGAAUGCACGACGGCAAGCAUGUGUAUCGCUUUGAGCAUCCCACAUUCGGCAUCUCAAAAGUUCUAUUACCAAACGUUGAGCUCACAAACACCAACACCCGGGAAGGAAUCCUGUUUCUCCCGACUGCGGAUCAACUGUUUAUGGAUGGAGGCGACGCAACGGUUGAGGAAGAACAAGGGGGAGAAGAAGGUGAAACUUCGGAGAGACGACCAAGUGAGCUUGGCGAGUUUGACUUCAUCCCUUACAACGCGAGUGGAAGCGUUCCGGCAAUCAUCAAGGCGCACGAGCACAUUGGCAUGCUUCAAAAGUGGUGCAAGAAACAAGAUGAGGUGAUCAAGAAGCUCACCGAGACGGUCAACGUCCUCAAGGAGAAACUCUCUUGCAAGUCACCUAAAGCACCCAAGGCCGCUGAUAUACCUCUAUUUUACCUACUUUUUAUGCUAUUUUACUAUGGUUUUCUAGUGGAUUCUUGUGUUAAAAGCGCCCGAACGCGCAGUCCGGCUGGCCGAGGAACGAAUGUUCCGCGCUCGGCCAAAACCGUCCGUCCGACUGAAGUCUCGGCCAAAGUCCAAAACCACUCGGCCGAUCACGCAUCACGACCCGGGAAACUCAAGCCCGCGGUCGGCCACGCCACAACCGCCGCGCCACAACCGCGCACGACCAAAGCGCGCGAGCCGGGAAGUAACGCCUCGCGGCCGCGCAACUCACUCACGUACCACGCCGAUGCUUCCGUCCGAGCCGGGAAACUAUCCCGCGUCCGGCCGAGAAACCAUCGGCCAAAUUCUAUCCGUCCGACCACGCCGGCCGACCGUCAUAACAUCCGGCCCCGACCGUUCCGACUCGGCCAAAGACCCGACUGUCCGGCCGACCGUCCCGACGACCGUCCGAACGCCGCGGUCGACCCGAAGCCGUUUUUGAAGCCCAAUCCGCACAAUUCAAGCCCAAAGCCGGCGCCGACCUAG
This is a messenger RNA of Microthlaspi erraticum, 1665 nucleotides long. The record is from the annotation of a GenBank genome assembly. NCBI's taxonomy places the organism in Eukaryota, Viridiplantae, Streptophyta, Magnoliopsida, Brassicales, Brassicaceae.